This is a messenger RNA of Drosophila innubila, 391 nucleotides long. RefSeq lists its product as uncharacterized. The transcript is spliced from 2 exons. NCBI's taxonomy places the organism in Eukaryota, Metazoa, Arthropoda, Insecta, Diptera, Drosophilidae. The record is from RefSeq and is a predicted model, not a curated record. The coding region runs from base 50 to 292 and encodes 80 amino acids.
ACAAAAUUCAAUCAUUUGAAUCAUUACAAAAAGUAUUCAAAGUAUUUUAAUGGCUGACGACGAUUUAUUCUCGUAUGUUCCAGAAGUUGAGGAGACCUAUGGCGAUGAUGAAACCCAAGAGGCUAUGAAAUUUCUCAAAGAAAAUGAUUUGCCAAUGUCGGAUCUGCUUUAUGCUCUGAAAUAUGUUCGUAUUUCAAAUCGAGCUGUGGACUUGGAUGAUAAAUUUCAUGAAAUUCGACAACGUCUAAAAAAGUUGCGUGAAGAGGAUAUUCCCGUAGUAACUCCACCAUAAUUGUAAUAUUUUGGACAUAGAAACUGUAAACUUAACAUGGUAUUUUUUUAAAUGAGUUCUGUUGUUUUUUGAAGAGCAAGAAAUACAAAAGAAUGAUCA